AGAGCACUCAAAGAGUGACCGAAAAUAAAGCGCCACCGAUAAAGACACUUGUUUAUGCCCACUUUCUGGGUGCGUUAAAGUCGCCAGCCGAAAGCCACAUGAAUUUAAAUUUUUAUUUGACAAUAAUAAAAGAAAGAAGAGCGUGGCAAGACAAAUGUCCUUGGCUGGUGGUGGCUGGGGAAAUUCGCGUUUAUGGAAAUGCGUAAAACGCCAAGAAAUACGCAACUUACCUAAGCAGCCAUAACAGCAGAUCAUAAAUAAAACAAUAUCAUAUGAAUGCUUACGAGGCGUAUGCGUAAUGGCGGGGAAGUGGGAUUUUCUGGGACAUAGGGUGCAAGUGGUGCUGUGACAAGUAAGGAAAAUGUUAUUUGCUUCUUGGCACGCCAUUGUCAGACAAAGCAACGAGCCAGCUGGGAGCACGUGCAGGUCCUUCCAGGAUAUGUAAAUCCGGGCGUGUGUGUGCAUACAUAGAUAUACAUACAUAUAUAAACCAUGUUACCCACUUUAGCUCCAUCGAAAAUGGCGAUAGUGCAAGUAUUUGUGAAGCAAGUGUAAGACGUGAGUAAAGGACGAAAGCAUAAGCCAGAAGUGAGAAGCCAGCAACCGAAGGACUACGCCAGGAGCAUACGAAUGCCAGCGGCCAUGGCGCAACUUGUCAUAAGCGGCACUGGCGGCUUACAAGCAAAAUAACCAGCCAGACAAAAGGACACCAGCAAGUGGCGUUAAGGCAGGCAGCAACCUCAGCAGGAUACAGAAGUCGCGAGCAGCAGCAGCAGCAGCCACACCGAAAUGGAGCAGGAUACUGCAGCAGGUCCUGCCAAGAAGAGCGGCACCACCUUGUCCGUGGACCGGGCCGCCUUCCUCCUGCUGCGCGUCAGGAAAGUGUUCAAGAAGAAGCGACAGCAGCGCAAGGAGCGACAAGCCCAGCAGAAUGCAGCCGCCGCAGCGGGUGGUGCUGCUGGAGGUGGAGGUGGCGUGGGUGGUGCAGGCGGUGGCUCAGGGUCGCAAUCGCGACCGGGCAGCCGCAAGCUGCCGCCGCCAUUGUUACGCUCGCGCACACUGCCCGCCAUUAUUGUGCCAGGACUUCCGGUCGUCUCGCUGCACACGGAUAAACAAACAUUUCAAUUGGACGAGCGUUUGCUGGGCAGCAAAAGCCGCAGUGGCAGCGCCAGCGGUCAUCGUUGGUCGCUCCUCACACGUGCCAGCAACAGCAACAGCAAUAGCAGCACCAGCAACAACAAUCCCGCCAGCAGCAGCAACAUCAACAACAACAACUCCCAUUUGGCCAACAACAACAAUACGCUGAUGGUGAAAUCAUUGAAUUUGCCCAAAGACGAUAGCAAUUUGGUCUACCGGCGAAAGUCCUCGGGCAGUACGCCCCAUCAGCAUCAGAAUUCGCACCACCACCACCAUCACCACCAGCAGCAAUUGCAUCAGCAGCAGCAGCAACACGCUCACCUGCAACAUCUGCAGCACCUGGGGGAUGCCUCUCUGUUCCACGUCUCCGAUGAUUUCGAGUGCCACGCGGACGGAUCGCUGCUGCUCAGAAUUCCAGCCCCGCAUGUGGUGGCAGCCCGAGCCUAUCGACUGGCGGCCCGAAAGCGGGCCUCAGCCUCCUCGGAGGCCUCAACGCCGAUGUCCCGGGAGCACACCCUGCACGAGAUGCCCCUGGCGGAGACAGCCAGUUCGGGAUCUGGGUCCGGCUCUGGAUCGAGCACGACCCUCACACGGCUGGCCAAAUUGCUGAAUCAAUCAAGCGCCCUGGCAAGCAGGUCCAAUUUGCAGCCACCGCCGUCGGGUGACAAUGCGGUCCAGAGUCUGGGACGUGGCCUGGGAUUGGGUCUCGGCGAGGAGGCGCCACGUCGUCUGUCGUGGGAGAGGCGCAAGGACAGCAGUGCUCUUCAGCGCUCGGCCAGCAUCGACUCCUUUGCCGAGAUUGUGUUUAGCGAUUCGCCACGCCCCUCGCUGGCCGUCACAGCGCCAGGAGCCUCCUACGGAUGCGUUGGAGGAGCCCCCUCACCGUUCAGCAAACGUCCCUCGGCCAGCAGCCUGUACUCCACCUCCACGUCCAGCUCCUUUGGGUCGCAGGCACAGGCCCAGCUGAAUGUCAAUUACGGUGACUCGGCAGCCGGAUCCGGAUCAGCGAGUGGAAGUGGACCGGGCACCGGUGUCAAUGGAGGCAGUAGUGCCAGCAGCAGCCGGCGCGAAAGCAUGCUCAGCCCGUCUUCCACACGCCGCUCCAAGCUGACCAGAAUCAUAAACGACAACAUAUUGCCGCAAGAUAAACGUGACAGUGACAUCGAUAGUGUCAGGCUUCGGGAAAAGGUGGCCAAUCCGAGUGCCGGCAAUAACAACCAGGACAACUACCCCACCUACUAUCCGGCUCCAUUGCUGUCCACCAGUCGCUGGUCGGAGCAGCUGACGCAGCAUGCAACGGUAGCCAAGAUACGCACAGCCAUCUCCUGUCACUCCCAGGAUCUCAAGGAAAUGGAAUUCCUUCUGCCCCACUCGCGAUCCGAUGCGCAGUCCAAUUCCCAAUCCCAGCUGUGCAUUUCAAGGCACUCGCAGCCCAAGAAUGCCAAGUUGCGGGAUGAUCACGACGAGACGGGCUCCUCUGAACUGGAGUCACCACCUCUGGGCGAUGAGAAUGCCUCGGCGAAUGGCCAACUUUCGGUGCACAGGCAGCCGGUACAGCUGCGCAGUAAAAUCCCGGGAAAUACUCCACAUCCGCGGGCCAGCAAAAUGUCCAAGAAACAGCUUAAGUUGGCCCAAGCCCAGCUGGACAAGCUGACGCAGAGCAAUCUGCAUUUGCAUGCACUGUUCUCGGCAGUGGAGCAUGGCCAUCUGGAGAAGGCGCGCACUAUUCUCGAGUCAACCGACGUGGAUGUAAAUAGCAUCAACAACGAUGGUCUUUCUGCACUGGACUUGGCCGUUCUAAGCAAUAAUCGCUCCAUGACCAGGAUGCUGCUCCAGCAUGGCGCUAUGGAGGGCUCUCAAUUUUCCGUGGACACCAUUGGCACCAAGCUGAAUGGCUUGCUCAAGGACGCCGAGUCCCGGAUUCACGAUCUGAGCGGGCCGGAGGGUCUGUGCCCGCCCAUGUUCGCAUCGCGCCCCUCCAUCUCCAGCAUCAUAAUUGGUGAGUGGUCAUCCAGUCACAUGAAGAGUGCACUUAAUCAGCAUUUCAAUCUAUUACCCGCAGGCAAUUCCAGCGCCUCGGUUACCGGAUGCACGGGCAGCGAGGUGGAGAAACAGAUCGGCAUUUGGGAGCGACGAGUGAAGGGACUGCGCCGUUUGCAGCUCGGCUGGGAUCAGGCCCGGCCACCAGAUGCACCCGCCUCCGUGGUCGUUGACGUCACCGGCGACAAUUCCAUCAGCGUCCAAAUCCUAGAGCCCUUCGAGGGGGCCAUCGGCACGAAAUUCAAAGUUCAAUGGUCAACCCGCGCGGAUUUCAACAACAUUGUGGGCGAGAGUGAGUUGCUGGAAUGGAUCAGCUUCCAUGGCACGAUGGGCGCCCAGUGCCACAUAUCGAGGCUCACCCAGGGUCGUCGCUAUUUCUUGCGAGCCGCCUGCGGCAAUGUCAAGGGCUGGGGUGCCUUUAGGACCUCGGUGCCAGCCAGUGUAGUGCCCUCAACUUGGCGGGAUUUGGACAAUCGGGAGGAUCGAUUUGUGGGUCGCCACCGCAUCCUAGACAAUCUGUUUACUGCCGUGCGGCUGGCCAGACCCGCCGAUGUCUCCGAGCUGACUUUGGAUCCAGCGAGCGCCCAACGGCGCAAUCCCAAAAAGAAGACCACCAUCAAGCAGCUUUUCUCGGUUACCUCCAAGUUUCAAAAAACUUUAAGACGCGGUAUAUACUUCUCUUGCAUUAUUCACUGCGAUGACAAGGUGCUGGUCACCAGCGAGGACUUUCCGCCGGUCAUCGAGGUGGACGAAUCCUAUCCCAGUGCCCUGCACAUGGACUACUACUGGCUGAUGAAGGUGGCCUGCACCUGGGAGGAUGUGAAGUCUCUGCGCUCGGAUAUGGAGCGCAAUCUCACCUCCGCCGUUCACUUCCGCACCAAGCUCCUGUCGGCCGUCUGCCAAAUGCAAUCGGCACUGGGCAUCACGGAUUUGGGUCAGUUGUACUAUAAGCCGCUGAGAGAUGCCCAAGGCACUGUGGUGCUGACUUGCGUGCAGUCCGUGAAGAGCCAGAAGACCGUGUCCAUUCUGAAUUCACGAUGGCUACCGGUCAGCAAGCUGCAGAAGAAGCUGGGUGCUCUGCACGACGAUUACACCAUCAACGAGCUGCUCAUCUCUUCGAUUGGCGAUCAGUUGCACUACCAGCAGGCGGCGCUGCAGCGUUUGGAGCCGGGCCUCUACCUGGGCUACCUGAAGAUGCAGUGCUCCAUGGACCAGAUCCAGGUGGUGGUGCCGGUGAAAACGCCGAAUGUCCUGCCCCACUGCAAGGUGCGCGAGAACAGUCACAUUACGGCCGAGGAGUGGCAGGUGCUCCACCGCUGCACCAGCGAUCCGCUUCGCCUCCCGCUGGACUUCAGCUCGCAGGGAGGGGAGUCUGCAUCCGGCGGAGCAGCGACCACGGAGGUUCAGCGCCUAUUUCUGUACGAUCUCACCAAUGCAAUGCACAAGCUGUUUGCCAGUAUGAACAUCAAGGUGGCCGAUGCAACCACCCACCGCCUGUACGACGUGGAGGUGAUUGAGCACAGUCCGGACAUCAGUUUCCUAGUGGUCUGUCCAUCCGCUGAGGCCUCGUGUGCCGUGCCCGGCCAGUCGGAGUUGCUGCUCCAGAGGGACGAUUUGGCCUGCUUGAGUAUCCAGGCCUUUGAGAUGAUCCACCUGCGUACGUAUCAGCCGGCCAUUAUUCAGAAGUAUGCCCGCCUAUCCUGCAUCCUUGAACUGGACACUGCCCUGGCCACACACUCACUGCGCGAGGCCUUCUCCAGCAGCGAACUGCAGGCGGCCAAGGAGCGUUUGGCCACGUUGCAGGAGCUUAGUGCGAGCUUGACGAUCGUGUGGAAGAGUGUGCGCUGGUUAAUGGACGUGGUGGCAUAUGCACGAAACAAGAACGCACAGCCCUCGCUGGCGAUGCGUGAAAUCCUGGACUUUGCCCAGCAGCGACAGGAUGAAUCGGUGACAACGUCGUCGGCGGCGUGCUCAGCCAGCAAACAGCUGCUCCAGCUGCCCAUCCGCGAGAGCAAGUCCUCUAAGACGGGCCAGGGAAGAGGCAGUUGGCCUGGUCCAGGAACCAGCGAAGAUCCAGCGCAGGGAAAGUCAGAGCAUUCGAAGUCGGAGCAGAAUCUAGAAUUGAGUGCUAUUACGCCGGUAGAGCCUGCAGUCAAACAUGUUCCCACACAGCAGCAGUCCCAGCAGCAUAUGCAACAGCAGCAACUUCUCCAGCAACAGCAACUUUUACAAGUUUCCACGACCAGCGAAUAUGCCGGCUCCAUUUGCUCGGAAGUAUCCUUCAGGAAGAACAGUGGCGACUCCGUGAGCUCCACGUACACGUCGCGCAGUUUCUAUUCCGCCGUGGACUCAGCCUCGGAUGGAAACAGCACGAACAGUGUGUUUGCCAUGCCGCCCUCGCGUUCCGAUGACACUCUGGCGGAUGCACUGCGUCACUCGCAGGCGGUGGCCGCCCAACGCAAGCGAACCAGCUCCAACAUCGGAUCCCAUACCAAUCCGCUGAUCACGGUGCAUGGCUCCAGUUCGGCCCCGUAUCUGGCUGGGUCCAGUGCUUCUUUGAGGAGCGGCGGCCACGGAGCCUUCGCCACGGAUCUGGAACACAAACCGCUGAAGCCGGCGACAAAAGCAGCCUCUAGCGUUAACCUACGCGAGGGUGGACCGUAUUUGAAGAGCACCCUAGCUGAGCUACGAGCGGUGGGUGGCGAGGAACCGGUGGCCAGUACCUCGAAGGCUUCCUCGAUGAAGAGCUUGUCGCGGCAGAGCAGCGAGGAGGACACCGCCAGCUGCUCCAGUCUCAAUGCCGAACCAUCGCCGGGGAUUAUUCAAGUAUAUACCGCGUACAACACGGGACUGGCCAGUGGAACCAGCCUGAAGCUGCAUGUGACAUCCAAGACGACCGCCCGCGAAGUGAUCAACCUGGUGGUGAAGCAACUCAACAUGGCCGUGGUGCUCAAGGGAAACAAUGGGCCCGUCUACGGACCCGAAGUGCUGGAGAACUUCUGCCUGGUGGCUGUGAUCGGAGCACGGGAGCGUUGUCUGCGGGAUGACUUUAAGCCACUGCAGCUGCAGAAUCCCUGGAAGAAGGGGCGUCUGUAUGUGCGCAAAAAGCACGAGCUCCUGGCGGCCAUCGAGCACUCUAACCGCAAAUCGCAUUUGAUCUGAACCAUCUGACUCAAAUCGCACAGGAAAUGGAGAAUCAUCGAAGAAGUGAAGCACUUGAUAUAGUAAUAGUCCGGACGGCAAAGAGAUCUCUAGAGAUUUAAAAACUUAAGAUGCCUGAAAGUAGGCAAAUCCUUUGUUCAAACACAUUCAAUUCGGUUUUUGGAAUCUUCAGAGAUUUAUAGGACUUCUUGCGUUCCACACCCUGUACAUUUUGUUGUGUUUCGGUUUUUGGGAUCCCCAAUCACAAUACCCAAUCAAUCCCACCCCUCUUCAGGGCAAUGAUCAAUUGACCAAUUCCCGAAUUAGACUGAAUUACUUAUGUAUGCUGCAAUGGCAAACUGAUGAAAUUGUAUUUAAAAUGGUAUUAUACUUUGAGUAGUUAUACAUUCAACAUUACCCAAACAAACGCAAACACACACACGAAACGGACUAAGCAAAAACAGAUUGUUGUUAGUUGUUCUAAAGUAAAGAAGGUUACGACCAUACAUAAGUAGUAUGUAUGCUAUAGAAAUAUUAUGCGUACAUCAAUGUAUUUUAUUGUAUGUAUUUUGUAGUUUAGUAAACAAAUAUUUUGAUUGUAUUUUUGUGGCAUUUUUAGGGGCACAUUUUUUGAUCUAAAUGUUAAAUCGGUAAAUACGGAACACAAAACCAAAACAAAACCAAAUCGAUGGCAAAACUUAAAGAGCAGAUGUCAAUAUGCAUUUUAAGUGUCAAUCUUGAUGUCUUUGAUGUGUGUGUGUGUGUUCUUGAAAAUUGCAAUUCCUUUGGAUUAAACAUAAAUAAUUUAGCUGUAAUCAAUUGCUUAGUAUGUAAACAAAAUCACCGCAACAAAAAUGAUAACAAAAACGGAGAAUAUUUUUUAAAAAUAUAUUGGCACAACUGCAUGUUGAAAAAAAAAGCAACGGGCAACUGCAAAGUAAAGUUAAAAUGUUUGUAUUUAUAAAAUGUAGAAGUGUGAAUUUGAUGUCCGAACUCUAUCCACUCCACUCAGCAAUUGGCUCGACGAGCUUCAUACCUACUUGAUAAUCCUAUGCCCCAUUUCCCCAAUCUACUCAGCUGUUGGCCCACUUAGAACCCAUAUUAUUAACGUGGCUAUCUCAAUGUGCAAAGCCGUAUGUGUCUAUAAAUAACUAUUCAUUCUACUCUAUACUCUUUCAAUAGGAAAUACGAUAAGUAAAUUAGAUGAAAAUCUUCAGACACACUUGUUUGUUGUGAACCGGUAGACAAAGAAAAAAAGACAAAGUUUCAUUGUCAAGCUCAUGUCCCAAAAUACAAUAUUUUGUUUCCAUUGGACGACAAGUCGAAUUUAGAUUGGAGUCGCAGGUCGUGAAAAGUAUACAUUUUGAAUCUUAUGAGAAACUAGACGAGAACACUUACUUUAAAAGAAUGUGCAACACAGAGUCCAUAACAGAGAUAUCGAACUAUUUAAGAUGUCUACGACCAACAAACGAUUUUUGUACGUUUUCUCUUGUUUUUGAGAUGUCGAAAGAGACGAUUUUGAUACAUUUUUACUCUAUGGUUUACCAGUCCUAGGGCUCGAAGAACAGCAACGAACGUAGCUAUAUAUUUUGACCCCAGAUAUUACAUCCCCCAUGCGUUCACAGCCCGGUUUCAGAUUUGUAUCAGCGCCACCUAAUUGCCUCGAUAUUCGAAUGGUCCGCAGAUCAGAAUGGUCGAACGAACAACGAACGUAGUUGUAAACAAGUUCCAAACUGAGUAGAAUGGCCAGUUUCAGUUUGUUAAUUCGGAAUGCCAAUUAAACGAUUUCAAUUGUCAGACACAGUGUCCGUCCCCAGCAAAAGAGCGUUUGGUUUUGUUUGGAGUGGAGGCGAAAUUAUACAGAGUAUUAUUUUGAAUUGCGAUCCAGUGAGAUUAGUUUUUACGAUGCAAUCUAAUUGUAGCUAUAGCUAAUUGUUAAUGGCCUACAAAAGAGCGAAAUGUAAAUGUUACCAAAAGCAUUGAACGAUAAAUGUUGUAGUCUUUCCGCAUAUGAACAUGAAAAACACAUCAACGCAGACAAUUCCUGUAAUUAGAUUAUAAAGAAGAUGAAACUUAUCAAGUGUAACUCAGCCCAAUGUCAGUACAUUCAUUAUCGACUACCUGUGUACAUGUUUAGUGUGUUAAUGGGCCUAAAAAUAUACACCAACAAUACGCUCCAAAUGUGGAGCUAAAAAGAGGACAACUAGCGUUGGUUAGGAUAAUGUGAGUACGAAGCAUUCAAAGAAUAUUCAAUUAACUUAAUAAAGACUCAACAAUUGUUAUGGUGUAAUUCCAAA
Messenger RNA from Drosophila gunungcola (fruit fly), 8615 nucleotides. It is a transcript of the gene wake, whose product is annotated as ankyrin repeat and fibronectin type-III domain-containing protein 1. Lineage: Eukaryota; Metazoa; Arthropoda; Insecta; Diptera; Drosophilidae. Gene Ontology annotation, biological process: regulation of establishment of bipolar cell polarity; establishment of mitotic spindle orientation; signal transduction. The coding region runs from base 790 to 6339 and encodes 1849 amino acids. The record is from RefSeq and is a predicted model, not a curated record. Gene Ontology annotation, cellular component: spindle. Gene Ontology annotation, molecular function: protein binding. The transcript is spliced from 12 exons.